AUGAGCCUUCCAAAGUCUGGCCUCAAGAAGGUCGCUGAGCCUGUCCCUCUCGAGUCCCUCCGCUCCCCAGAAGUCCCAGCAUUCGCAGUCCAGGACGACAAGUCUUCUGCAUCAGAUUCCGAAAAACUCCCAGAGAGAGAUUCAAUCGCAUCCUCCCUGUCAGGCUUCAAUGACAUCGCACUCGACUCUGACGACUCCAGCGAAUCGCCGUCCGUAGCGACCGCCAAACCAAUCGUUCAGGACCAACAGAAUCAAUCAACCACAUCUUCACGUCCGGCCUCCCCUGCAUCAUUGAAUGGUGACGCCAAUGAACGCCCAACGAGCGUAUUCUCAAUAGCCUUGGACUCCCCUAUUGGGAACCCAAAAUCACACAAGAAAACCUCGUCAACCACCACUAUCAGAUCGUCGUUCAGGGCCAAUCGCUCGGAGGAUUCAGAUGAAGAGGAUGUCUCCCGCCGCCGUGCAUCAGCCCGAGUCAGUCUUGAUGGUCAGCAGAUGCUUCAGGAAGAAUUUGCAAGAUUGCAAAAGGAGGAGAUGGAGCACAGUGCUUCGACGGACGGUACCAUAGACUGGGACUUCUGGGGUGCAGUUAUUUCUGACUACCAGAGUUUCGCGGCGGAGCGUCCGCAAGAAUUGGCACAAGCAAUAGCUCGCGGAAUCCCACCAGCACUUCGUGGAAUGAUGUGGCAGCAUAUGGCAGCCUCAAAAGAUCCAGAGUUAGAGGCGACGUACCUCAAGCUACUCAAGGAAACGAGUGCUCACGAGAAGGCCAUCACAAGGGAUUUAGGAAGAACAUUUCCGCAUCAUACCUUUUUCACAGACGGUCAAGGUAUUGGACAGGAGAACCUAUUCAAUGUCCUCAAGGCCUACUCCCUGUACGACCCCCAAGUAGGGUACUGUCAAGGAUUGCCGUUCGUUGUGGCAAUUCUGCUCUUGAACAUGCCAGACGAAGAGGCUUUCUCGCUUCUUGUCAAGUUGAUGUACGUGUACGACCUUCGGGGCCACUUCCUUCCAGAAAUGCCCAAGCUUCAGCUUCGACUAUUCCAAUUCGAUCGGUUAGUGGAAGAAUUGCUACCAGUACUGCACGUCCAUUUCCUGCGGCAGGGUGUCAAGUCCACGAUGUACUGUUCCCAAUGGUUCUUGACCAUGUUCAGCUAUCGCUUUCCACUUGAUGUCGUGUUUCGGAUAUACGACAGCUGCCUCGCCAACGGCAUCGAAGCUAUCUUCGGUUUUAGCAUACAGUUACUGCGGAAGAAUGAGGAGCAACUACUCAAACUCAAAUUCGAUGAGAUCUUGGCCUUUUUGAAUAAGAGACUGUUCGAGGUUUAUCAGAUAACGGAAGGGCCAGAAGAGGAGGGAACACCUAAGUAUAGAGUUGACGAAUUCGUGCAGGAAGCGGUCUCCGUCAACAUCACCCCCUUUAUGCUUGACUCGUUCCGACACGAGUAUGAGGAUCUGAUGCGGGAAACUCACAAACAGAAGACUUUGAUCGAGGACCUUACAACGACCAAUCGACAGUUGUCACAACAAGUGAAAUCGCUGGAAGAGACGCUCGCUCAGCUCAACGCAGAGCAUGUUGAGCUCCUUAACGAACUCGUCAAGCAAAGACUGAAGGGCGAGGAAAUGGAAGGAGAGCUUGUGCGGUAUAAAUUAUUAUAUGCCGAAGCGAUGCAUCAGAAUGCAGAUGCACAGUCCACGAACCGGAUAUCACUAGCCUCUAUGAUGGGGAGCCUGAAGAGGGGCAGUUCACGAUCGACGAAUGACCUGAGAUAA
Coprinopsis cinerea okayama7#130 is the source of this 1773-nucleotide messenger RNA. RefSeq lists its product as hypothetical. The record is from RefSeq and is a predicted model, not a curated record. The transcript is spliced from 15 exons. Bases 1 to 1773 code for a protein of 590 amino acids. NCBI's taxonomy places the organism in Eukaryota, Fungi, Basidiomycota, Agaricomycetes, Agaricales, Psathyrellaceae.